Messenger RNA from Alternaria postmessia, 1062 nucleotides. RefSeq lists its product as uncharacterized. The record is from RefSeq and is a predicted model, not a curated record. The coding region runs from base 1 to 1062 and encodes 353 amino acids. Lineage: Eukaryota; Fungi; Ascomycota; Dothideomycetes; Pleosporales; Pleosporaceae. The transcript has 2 exons.
AUGUUGGGCAACCAUGGGAUCUGCACUUCCGAGAACCAUGACCUUCUUGCUUGGCUAGCUCUCCACGAAUCAAUGCUGAACGGAAGGCUCUCUCGAACCAGCGACACCUCUAUUUGGCGUGAGGAGAUGGACCAGGCCAUGUUCAGGAGAGGCGACUACAGCGUUGAAGGACUGAUUGGCGAAACGCCUGAACGAAGACUAGCAUCACUUGUCGGAAAUCUGUCCUUUGUUCGAGAGUUCGAAUUAGCAGUGGACUUCAUGGGCGUUGCAUCAACCAUCCCAUUGAAUGCAACUAUUGAAAAUUUCGCUGACUUGUCUUCCUGGAACGACAAUGCACUCAUCCUGAGUUUUCAAGCGUUGCAGGCGUGCAAACAAUUACCAGACGACCGGGUUGUGGUUAUCACUCCAACCGACGAUGAUCCAAGCAAAAUCGACCUCUAUCCCACUAUAUUUACGCUUUUCUUGCUACCAUGGGAUAACAUGUGGACAUGUGUGCUGUGGGAUCACAAGAAGCCAGGAAACGAGUGCACCGUUGCGCCCAAUACAUCGAUUCCUCGAUCCGAUAAGCUCCAAGCAGCGAUCAAGGCGUACAUGGCGUACAGGGCUCGAAAGAAGUUGGACGAAAACGGUAUGGAGGUUGACGAAAACACCACAGAAAUUGAUGAGAACGCCAUGGACAUCGACGAGAACCAGCCCGAAGUACCGGAAGAAUUUUUGAAUGCGCUCAAAGUAAGUUGGCUAUUCCAUCUUUUGCCUGUUGUUCAGGAAGAGAACCAUAUAUUAACGGGAAAUCAGGGUAGUUCGCGUAAGGCAGCAGGCGGCCCGAAGGCGAUGUGCGAAGCCUGCCAGAUUUUCAAGUCUUCUCUCAAGUUUGACGAUGAAUGGAAGUUCGCCAUUUGGGCUCUUGAACAAAUUGACGAGCGGUUUCCAGAUAAGUUGGACUUGACCAUGUCCCCUCUCCCGUCAAGAAAACUGGAAAUAUUGGGAGGUAGGCGUCUUACGGAUGGAAACGUUCCUCUUCCUGCUUCGGACGGUUCAUCCUCAGGUUCCGAUACCGAGUAG